UUGCGAACCGGACGAUUUUGUGAUUUGGCCAAUGUGAUUCGUCUGUCGUGCACAGCAAACUGUAGCUCGCUUGAUCGAAAAGGUUCUCGCUAUAUAUAUGCGUGACGUUACACGAUCAUUUCUAGGGAUUUCGCUCCUCUUCUCGUCUCAGUCUGUCACUCUUAUCUUCACAUUUACCGGAUAUGGCUGAGAGUGUGCCCGUUACUCCUAGUCAUGAGUUGUUGGAAUGGCCAAAGAAGGAUAAACGCAGGCUCUUACAUGCUGUCUAUCGUGUUGGUGACCUUGAACGCACCAUCAAGUUUUACACAGAAUGUUUUGGAAUGAAACUUUUGAGGAAGAGAGACAUUCCAGAGGAGAAGUAUUCAAAUGCGUUUCUUGGAUUUGGCCCAGAAGAAACUAACUUUGUAGUGGAGCUAACAUACAACUAUGGAGUGGAUAAAUAUGAUAUUGGAACCGGCUUUGGACAUUUUGCUAUUGCUACUACAGAUGUUUACAAAAUGGUUGAGGACAUAAGGGCUAAGGGUGGGAAUGUCACGCGGGAACCUGGUCCUGUAAAAGGUGGAACGAGUGUCAUUGCUUUCGUGAAAGAUCCUGAUGGCUACACUUUUGAACUAAUCCAGAGACCUCCUACACCUGAACCACUUUGUCAAGUAAUGCUUCGUGUUGGUGAUCUUGAACGCUCUAUCAAGUUCUAUGAAAAGGCCUUGGGAAUGAAAGUUGUGAAGAAGGUUGAUAGACCAGAACAGAAGUACUCCAUUGCCAUGCUGGGGUAUGCUGAUGAAUUGGAGACUACUGUUCUUGAGCUGACAUAUAACUAUGGUGUGACUGAAUAUACCAAAGGGAAUGCAUAUGCACAGGUUGCCAUUGGUACGGAUGAUGUGUACAAAAGCGCCGAGGUUGUUAACCUGGUUACCCAAGAGCUUGGAGGAAAAAUAACUCGACAACCAGGACCAAUUCCUGGACUCAACACCAAGAUCACCUCUUUUCUAGAUCCAGAUGGCUGGAAGACUGUUCUGGUUGACAAUCAAGAUUUCCUGAAGGAGCUGGAGAAGGACUAAAACUGUUAAAAGAUGGGUAAAGCUUCUUGUUGUUGCUGAAGCCCUAAAAAAGAGCAGCUACGAGUAUCUCAAAUAUAAAUAAGUUAGUUUGCGAAGACAUUAUGUAUCCGUAUGGCUUGUUUUAAAGCUAUUCUCACCUGAUGAGAUUAAGAAUAUGUUAAUAGUUUCUCCCUACGCCUAGGCCACCGCCACACUUGAUUCCUACUACUGUAAUAAAACCUUCAUAUGCUUGUGUGUUGUUA
Messenger RNA from Diospyros lotus (date-plum), 1300 nucleotides. RefSeq names its product lactoylglutathione lyase GLX1-like. The record is from RefSeq and is a predicted model, not a curated record. Gene Ontology annotation, molecular function: lactoylglutathione lyase activity; metal ion binding. Gene Ontology annotation, cellular component: cytoplasm. The coding region runs from base 183 to 1058 and encodes 291 amino acids. Lineage: Eukaryota; Viridiplantae; Streptophyta; Magnoliopsida; Ericales; Ebenaceae. The transcript is spliced from 9 exons.